Fonsecaea erecta is the source of this 1122-nucleotide messenger RNA. RefSeq lists its product as hypothetical. Gene Ontology annotation, cellular component: cytosol; cytoplasm. Bases 1 to 1122 code for a protein of 373 amino acids. Gene Ontology annotation, biological process: secondary metabolic process. The record is from RefSeq and is a predicted model, not a curated record. The transcript is spliced from 3 exons. Gene Ontology annotation, molecular function: carboxy-lyase activity; hydrolase activity. Lineage: Eukaryota; Fungi; Ascomycota; Eurotiomycetes; Chaetothyriales; Herpotrichiellaceae.
AUGAGCACCAAAAUCCCCCUCAUUACGCUCGAGGAGCACUUCAUCUCCCAGGCUGUGCUCGACUACUAUGCCUCACAAGGCGUCGACACGAGUCUCCCAGAUUCUAUGGCCCACAUUAUGACUGCCCUUCGUGAGGUCGGGCCUUUGCGUCUGAAGGCAAUGGAUGGUGGCCGCAUCAGUCUUCAAGUCAUCUCUCAUCGACCCAACACUAUCCCUGUCCCACCGGAGGUCUGCACAAAAGCGAACAACGAGCUAUACGAAGCAAUCAAGGCCUCACCCUCCCCGAGCCGCUUCGCUGCCUUCGCCAUGCUACCAAUGCUUCACCCGGAGGAAGCAGCAAAGGAACUGGACCGGUGUGUUUCACAACUUGGAUUUGUGGGCAGCCUCAUCGACAAUACUGCCAACGGGCGCUAUUAUGACGAUCCUUUCUUCUGGCCCAUCUUCGCGGCUCACGAAAAACUCGACGUCCCUGUUUACCUUCACGCGAUACCGCAACCAAUCACGGAAGCUACGCCAGCGCCCUCCUUCCAUGGGAACUAUUCGCCUCAAGUUUCGAACUUCCUAGCCAACCAUGGUUUUCACUGGCAUAGCGACGUGGCGUUGCACGUGCUCCGACUGCCACAUGGGCGAGACGCUGCCUUUCCUGAUUACCGAAUUCACAAGCUCAUCCAGCGGACCUGGGCCCAGACCUCGAAACCGCGUCGUCAUCUUCUGCAGGUCUGGCACGAGAAUAUCUACAUUACGACGGCUGGCAUGUUCAGCUUGGCGCCCAUGGCUUGCCUGAUCCACAUGUGCUGCGCCGACAAAGUACUGUACAGUGUCGACUAUCCAUUUUGCAGCCACGAGGAUGGCCUGAAGUUUAUGUACGCGUUACGAGAAAGUGCAAUGAUCAACGACCAAGAUUUUGAGGCAAUCGCGUACAAAAACGCCGAGAGACUGCUUGACGUCAAGGUGCCGGACGACAACGAGGUGGGAAUGGAGAUCACAGGCGACGAGGGUCAAAGCGAGGCUGACCGGCGGAGCAUGCCCUGGUUGACGAGCACCACCAGCGCGGGCAGCCUCAACGGGGACGGGACGGCCUUUCCGCACAGUCCGCUCGAAACGGUCCGGGAGGAGAAGUAG